Messenger RNA from Rotaria socialis, 1029 nucleotides. Lineage: Eukaryota; Metazoa; Rotifera; Eurotatoria; Philodinida; Philodinidae. The record is from the annotation of a GenBank genome assembly.
AUGUCAAGAGAAGAAUAUAAGGUUUUGAAUACUGCUAAAACGCUCGACGAAGCUAAUGCUUUAGUACAACAGCUUGAUGUGUCAAAAUAUCGUACGUCAGAUUUACGUGAUGGUACAAAAUACUCAUACAGAUGCCGUUAUUAUCGGAAGUAUACAUUACGCCGAUAUGAAGUACAAAUUUAUGUUCCAGACAAUGAAUUUACUAUGAUUAAAUUAAUGUACAAAAAUGCACAUUGCCACGAACAGCGCAAUGUUACUGGUCGUUUACAUUCUCCUAUUCGAGAAUCAGAUAAUAAAUAUAUUAAAUGUCAACUCACCCAAGGUCAAAUUAAAAAUGCGUUAUCUAUUGAUUAUCCUAAUAUUCCAUUACCAAUUAAUCAAUUGACAAAUUUAAUAAAUUAUACUCGACGACGAGAUAAUCCUGAAAUAUUCUCAGUAUAUGAUUUUAAUCGAUGGUGCAUGAAUCAUAAUUAUGAUGAUAAUUUAUUAUAUUCAACAUUUGUACCUUAUUAUCAUUCGAUUAAAAAUAUUGAUGAUAUUUUUGUAUUCUUUACUACGAAACAAUUAAUUCAACAAAUACAAUUUACAGCUUUAUUACAAGUGGAUGCCACCCCGUUUGGAAUCGCUUUGGUGUCCAGUGACGAACAUGCAAGUUGUUUUAAAGAAUUAUUUAUUCAACUUCAAAAUAUAUCAGCUAAAUAUUUUAAUCGUCAAUAUAUUGUUAAUUAUAUUAUAGCUGAUGGCGCACCAGGUAUCACCAAAGCUCAACAAGAAGUGUUUCCACAAGCAAAACGUCUUAUGUGCUGGGCACACACUGUCAGCAAAAUCCGUGAACAUAGAAAAUUAGUACCAGCAGAUAAGUGGAAUGAAGUAGAUAGUGAUAUCCAUAACUUACAAUUAUGUUUUUCAGAUAAUAUAUUUAAUUGUGCUGUAUCAUUAUUAAAAUUGGAAUGGGAUAAUUAUCCAUUAAUGAAACAAUUUCAAAAAUAUUUUUUCAAUGAAUGGAUUAAGAAAAUACCUGUGUGGUAA